UUCAUUCACUCUCAUCACACACACUGCUAUUCUUCUUCUCUCUACUUUUCUCAAUUCUCUCUCUCAUCGAUCGACGAUUCGACGCAUUCUUUCUCGCUGAAACCCUAAACCCUAAUUUCAAUUUUUGUUCAACAUUAUUUUCUUUAUUCUUCUUCAUUUAUACCAUUUCUAUUUUAGUUCAACAUUAAUUUUCUUUUUCUGUGCAGAUUAUGGAAUCGCGACACCCUCUCCGCCGUAGAAACCAAGAGAAUUUCGAUAGAUUCAUACCAUGUAGAUCAGCUAUGGAUUUCGGCUACGCCAUCACCAUGGUAACAAUGAAGAACAGCGAGCGUAAUAGAAAAGAGAAUUCAUCUGAGUAUAGUGUACUUUACCGCCAAAAACUCGCUCAAGCCGCUGAUCUUCCUUCGCGCAUUCUCGCAUUUCGCAACAAACCACUAAAACCUAUACAAUCUCCUUCCUCUCCUCAACCCAAACCCUCAAAACCACCUAGACACAUUCCUCAGACUUCGGAGAGAAAAUUGCAUGCGCCAGAUAUUUUGGACGAUUUCUGUUUGAAUUUAUUAGAUUGGGGUUGCAGCAAUGUCCUUAGUAUUGCCCUUGAAAAUGAUGUUUAUCUUUGGAAUGCUUCAAAUAAAUCCACUGCAGAACUUGUUAGUGUGGAUGAGGAAGAUGGUCCCGUCACAAGUGUUAGCUGGUGUCCUGAUGGAAGUAGAUUAGCCAUUGGUUUGGAUAGUUCGCUUGUCCAAGUGUGGGAUACCAUUGCUAAUAAACAGCUAACCACAUUAAAGAGUGGACACAGAGCCGGAGUGAGUUCACUGGCUUGGAACAACAGUCAUAUUCUCACAACAGGAGGAAUGAACGGUAAAAUAGUAAAUAAUGACGUUAGAGUGAGAUCUCACAUCAAUUCGUACAGGGGACACACUGAUGAGGUUUGCGGCCUCAAGUGGUCGCUUGAUGGAAAAAAAUUGGCGAGUGGUGGAAGUGAUAAUGUUGUUCACAUAUGGGAUAGGUCUGCGGUUUCUUCAAGUUCACGGACUACCCGUUGGCUUCAUAAGUUUGAGGAACACACAGCUGCUGUCAAGGCGCUGGCGUGGUGUCCGUUUCAGAGUGAUUUGUUAGCUUCUGGUGGAGGUGAAGGUGAUCAAUGUAUUAAGCUGUGGAACAUGCGCACGGGUGCACGCUUGGAUUCUGUUGACACGGGAUCAGAGGUAUGCGCUUUGCUCUGGAACAAAAACGAGCGCGAGCUUCUUAGCUCACAUGGUUUGACUAAGAACCAAAUUACCCUUUGGAAGUAUCCUUCCAUGGUGAAGAUGGCUGAGCUUAACGGUCACACCUCAAGGGUGUUGUACAUGACACAGAGUCCAGAUGGGUGUACCGUGGCAACUGCAGCUGCGGAUGAGACUCUGAGAUUUUGGAAUGUCUUUGGAACCCCAAAAGCAACACCAAAGACAAAUCAUGAGCCCUUUGCUAAUUUCAACCGUAUCCGUUGAAGAUGAUGAUUGAUGCAAAAGACCAAGAUUUAUUGUUCUGCUCCAGCCGAGAAAAUUCAGUUUUCCUCUAGAACUACCAUCCUAAGCGAACUUGCAACCAACUUGUUGUUUGUGACUUUGUGUUAACCUAAUUUUGAAAACAACUUGUUAUUUCUCUAAGGUUAAACUUGCUCCUGACCUGACAUUUUCUGCUUUUACAAUGUAAAGUUUUUCUGCUUGACGAGAAGUCGGAUCAAUCGAGAUUGGUACUGGUGGACACCUUUUAACGGGAAAAUGGUUGGAGGAACCCAUGGUGGCAGCAUACGCUUGAUUCAUACAUCCAUUUCAGUCUCAUAUCAAUCUCUCUUUCUCUCUCUCUCUCUUUGGUUAAGAAGUGAUAUUCAUCACGGUUGCUUUCAGCUCAAGAAAGGGACCCUUAAUCUUAAGUUCAAAAGCCAUAGUUGGUGCAGCUUCAUGGUAUUGUGCUAUUCAUAUUGCAUUUCUAACCAUAUUAUAGAUCAACCACCUGUUGUCCGAAUGACCUUGUUGCAACGAAAUCUACGUGGUAUGUGAAGGUGAGAUGCUUAGCACAAAUAGUGAUAAGUGCGACGGCCCUUUUAUUGUUAAGAAUAAUCCUCAUAUACACGACCCUGAUGAUGUCUUCCCUGGCCUUGUUAUCAACCCUAUCCAUUGAAGUUGAAGAGUUGUGUAACUGGUGCGAACCGAGUUGCAGUAUCUAAAUGAUAAUCCCACCCUUCGGUUUUCUUGGUGGUCCUUACCCUUUGGUUUUUUUGGUAGUCCUACCCUACCCUUAGCUUUGUAUUAGAUAGAAAUUGUUUUUAAUGGUAUCCCUAUCCCCGUUCUAGUUUUUAUAGGUACACAAAUGUAUAAAUAUACUUUUUUUUUUUAAUGGGAAGAUACUUACAUUUAUACACUAAGCAAAUGUAUACAUAUAAAUGUUCAUACACACAUGACUUGGAAUUAAUAGAUAUAAUUUGAUUUUUUAUUUUUCA
Molecule: messenger RNA, 2482 nt
Organism: Medicago truncatula (barrel medic)
Lineage: Eukaryota; Viridiplantae; Streptophyta; Magnoliopsida; Fabales; Fabaceae
Product: cell division cycle 20.2, cofactor of APC complex
Exons: 3
Coding region: 210-1490 (426 amino acids)
Biological process (GO): positive regulation of anaphase-promoting complex-dependent catabolic process; positive regulation of ubiquitin protein ligase activity; anaphase-promoting complex-dependent catabolic process
Cellular component (GO): anaphase-promoting complex
Molecular function (GO): anaphase-promoting complex binding; ubiquitin ligase activator activity; protein binding
Source: RefSeq, a predicted model, not a curated record